AUGCUGGCCCACUCCGCCCAUGUUAUGACGCUGGCCAACAGCAUUAUUGGCGUUGGUAUUCUGGCUAUGCCCUUCUGUUUCCAGAAGUGCGGCAUAAUACUGUCCAUUGUUCUGUUGAUCCUCAGCAACUGGAUCACUAGGGUGUGCUGUCACUAUCUGAUAAAAACUUCGCUUCUGACACGUAGAAAGAGCUUCGAGCUGCUGGGACUACAUGCUUUCGGGCUCUCUGGCAAGCUGCUGGUGGAGCUAUGCAUCAUCGGCUAUCUGAUCGGAACGUGCAUCACGUACUUUGUGGUCGUCGGUGACCUGGGGCCCCAAAUCAUCUCCCAGAUGUUCACCCUGAACGUGGGCGAACACCAGCACCUGCGCACUCUGGUUAUGAUUGUGGUGACGGUGGUCUGCAUCUUACCGCUGGGAAUGCUUCGCAACGUGGACAGCUUAUCCGCCGUGUGCACUGCCUCCAUUGGGUUCUAUGUGUGCCUGAUGCUGAAGAUAGUGCUGGAGGCCCAGGCGCACAUAUCGGCGAACGACUGGACGGAAAAGGUUCGCUACUGGGAGCCGGCGGGCGUUCUCCAGUGCCUGCCCAUAUUCAGCAUGGCGCUCUCCUGCCAAAUGCAGCUGUUCGAAGUCUUCGAGAGUAUCAACAACCAGAGCCUCGACAAGCUAAACGGAAUUGUGCGCAAUGCCACUUGGAUAUGUACCUUUGUUUACAUAGCCGUGGGUUUCUUCGGAUAUGUGGCCUUCUGUACACACACCUUUUCGGGCAAUAUUCUGGUGAACCUGUCCAACUCAUUCGGCAGCGACAUUAUAAAAAUUGGAUUUGUGCUGUCGAUUGCUUUCAGCUUUCCUCUGGUUAUCUUUCCCUGCCGGGCCAGUAUCUACUCCCUGCUGUACAGAAAAGGGCAUACAGAGAGUAGUAGUUACAUUCCGGAGCAGCGCUUCCGCCUGAUAACUAUCUUCAUAGUUACUUUUUCCCUAUGCGUGGCUCUAGUAAUUCCCUCGGUGGAGCUUAUCAUCGGACUGGUGGGCUCUACCAUUGGCGUGGCCAUUUGUAUUAUGUUUCCGGCCUCCAGUUUCCGGAAGAUCAUCAAGAAGGAGUCAAUGGAACGCACACUGGCGCAGUUUGUGUUUGUGAGCGGAUUUCUGUUGAUGAUCUUGGGCACUUUUGCCAAUCUAACUGCCAUCGAUGAGAAGAGCUCGGGCCCGGAGUUCGAGGUGGUUCAGUUAGUAACGCCUCUGUACCCCGAGGGAAAAGUACCUGGCAUUGUGGUGGACCUUCCCAAGCAUUUGGUCAAGGAACCUCCAGAAAAUGAGAAUAACCCGUUGCUGCAGAAACUGGAAGUGCAGAACCCAGAGCUUAUAAAGGACGUAGCCGUAGAGAAGAUGGUUGAGGUGCCAAAGGCAAGUCAAUCAAUUGCAUCCGAGAACCCACCGUUGCCCCCUCUACCCAUUGACGAAGUCCAUCCGGCUCCUAUAGAAAGUGAUAAUGCUCCUAGUGAGCCCAAAAAGCCAGUAGAAGAGCCACAGGAACCUGCACCAGACGCAAAACCCAAUGAUGUCAAUCUGCCGGCUGGGAAACCCAAGGCGAUUCCACCACCUGUUUUGCCAGCUCCUACCGAGGCGGCCAAAAAGGAAUCUAAUCUACUAGUGGCGAGUAAUACGAUUGAUGGGGCUGCCAUCAAGAAGGAGGAGGAGGUGGCAGCCGAGGAGCAGAAGGAGAGCAAGGCCAGCGCAGAUGAGCUCCUGAAGACGCAAAAAGAACUCAAGGAGACCAAGAAACUGCUGGCCAAGACCGUGGGAGAGCUAAACGAAGAGCUGGCCAAGAACAACGUACCCCUUGGUCAAGUUUUGGAGAAAAAGGAGGACCCAAAGAAGAAUCCCACCAACGAGCUUCUGGAAAAUGAAGCCAAAGCUGCGGACGUGGCGAAGGAACCUGUCGUAAAACUCAAAGAGUCACAACCUGUUGCUGGGGAGAAGGAAGAGCGCAGGCCCAGGGCUUCACUCAUCGACAUACUCACGGAAAAUACUCACCUGCGUGAAGAGAAGGAAGCCCAUGCCGGCGUCUUUGAGCCACUCUCCUACAAAACCGGAGAACUGCUCAAGAACUCAAGUGUGGACCUAAGUCUUAUUAAACGGCUUCCAAUCCCGCUGGCCUUAAUGGUGAACGCAACUCUGCCAAAGGCCAGCAACGAUUCGGAGGCGAAGAAACCCAAUCUUGAAGACAAUGUGGAGGCUAUUCGCAGGGAGCUUCUGAACCUACGAAGUGGACAGUCUGAAGACAUAACCGAGCAGCCGCUGGCGAGGAUUAAGCGAGAGGCCUCCAGCGAUAAGGAGAACUGCCUACGGGAGCCAAAGUUAAACGAAGUUAACAGCAAUGCGGCAGUGGCUGGCUUGGGUUUAAAUAUGGAGAGUAUAGGACGCGAUCUCAAGUCCAUCAAAGAUGACGAUGUCGAGACCACCACUGAACAUGUAUCCUCCGACUUCUCCUCCCAGGCGAGUCGAAACGAAACCCACAUCCCGCUGCCCACGUAACGUUAUGGAAAGCUUUAUGUACAUAAACCGUAGAAGUAAUUAGACUAGCUUAGGAGAUUAGGAGAUCGUUUACAAAAAUAUACAAAAUAUAUAUUGAUUUAGUUGA
Messenger RNA from Drosophila ananassae, 2638 nucleotides. RefSeq names its product putative sodium-coupled neutral amino acid transporter 10. The transcript is spliced from 5 exons. NCBI's taxonomy places the organism in Eukaryota, Metazoa, Arthropoda, Insecta, Diptera, Drosophilidae. Gene Ontology annotation, molecular function: amino acid transmembrane transporter activity. The record is from RefSeq and is a predicted model, not a curated record. The coding region runs from base 1 to 2532 and encodes 843 amino acids. Gene Ontology annotation, biological process: amino acid transmembrane transport.